Molecule: messenger RNA, 2961 nt
Organism: Lutra lutra (Eurasian river otter)
Lineage: Eukaryota; Metazoa; Chordata; Mammalia; Carnivora; Mustelidae
Gene: XRRA1
Product: X-ray radiation resistance associated 1
Exons: 19
Coding region: 286-2733 (815 amino acids)
Cellular component (GO): nucleus
Molecular function (GO): protein binding
Source: RefSeq, a predicted model, not a curated record
GGCCGCGGGGCUUGCCGGGACUUAUAGUAGUUAGAAGCUGCGUUCACCGGUUGCCGCCUACCCGGUCUGCCGCCGCGCCGCGGUUACCAAGGGGUACAGAAGGUUGUGGUAGGCGCCACCGUGGAGCUGCUCCGAGGUCCCCGGGAGUCUCGCAGGCGCGCCUCCCGCGUUGCCGGGACGCAGCCCCUGCAGACGCCUCGGAGGCGGAAGCGACGACGGAGGCAGGUGAAGAAACACAAAAAAAAGCAAGUCAAGGGGUCUUUCCCAAGGUCAAAGAUCAAGGAGAUGGCCUCUUCAGGAAUAUACAAGCUGGAUAAUGGGAAGUCUUACCUGAACAACUGCUUUCCAGCCAAAAAUCUCCUUCGGAUGCCAGACGAAGGCCGAGGACACUGGUUAGUGGCUCGGAAAUGUAACCUCAAGAAGAAGCCCAAGAGUGUGCUUGAGGCACCCGCUGAAGUUCAGGAAAGCCAGAAGAAAUUUUCUUCUGAGGUCCGGGGAAAGAAAGGGUUUCAACAGGAAAACCAAGCAGACAUUCUUGGACAUGUGCUGGACCGGGCUUUUCUGCUGAAGCACCAUUGUGUGAGGAAGCCAUCAGACCUAAUCAACAUCAAUGUGAACGGACUGAAGUUCUCCAAGGCUAAGGAAAAGGACUUCAAGCAUUUUAAUUCAGUGAUUUACAUCAAUGCCUCAGAAAACCUGCUUCCUCUAGAGGCAUUUCAUACAUUUCCAACCUUAAAGGAACUGGAGCUUGCAUUUAAUGGAAUCAAAACAGUCUGCGUGAAAUACGGAGACUUUAAGUUCUUGGAAUUCCUGGACCUUUCCUUCAACAGCCUGACUGCAGAGGCCAUUUGUGAUCUGGGGAUUCUCCCGCACCUCCGUGUCCUGCUCCUCACAGGCAAUGGGCUCACCUCCCUGCCACCCAAUUUGGCUGUCACAGAACAAGUUUGUCCCCUGCCCUUGCUCAUUACCCAGGAUCCUUGCACUCACAGGGAAGCAUCUGUAACAUCACUGACAAGCAGGAGGUACAUCCUGAGGUUCCCAGCGCUGGAGACGCUGAUGCUAGAUGACAACAGGCUCACCAGCCCCAACUGCUUUGCCAGCCUGGCUGGACUCAGAAGACUGAAGAAAUUAAGCCUGGACCAAAACAGGAUUUUCCGGAUCCCGUACCUACAGCAGUUUCAGCUUCGCGACGGGUCAGGGGACUGGGUUGGAGGCAGGGGGUGUCCCCAGAAAGAGCUCCAUUCCAUGCGACAGCCCAAGUCAUGGAUGUUUGAGGCCUCUGAUGAGCAACCAGAUUAUACUGUACUGCCCAUGAAAAAGGAUGUUGACCGGACAGAGGUUGUGUUCUCAUCUUACCCUGGAUUUUCAACAUCAGAGGCAACCAAGGUAUGUGCACUUCCUCCCAUAUUUGAGAUUCUUCCCGUGAAGUCACUGAAGGCCAGGAACCAGACGCUGGCCCCACCCUUUCCAGAGCUAAGGUACCUUAGCCUGGCCUACAACAAGAUCGCAAAGGAGGAUGCCAUCCUGCCAGUAGCUCUUUUCCCAUCUCUCUGCGAGCUCAUCUUUCAUAAUAACCCUCUGGUGUCCCAUACACGAGGGGUCCCUCCACUGCUGAAAAGCUUCCUCCAGGAGCGGCUGGGGAUCCACUUGGUUCGCAAGAAGAUAGUAAAGGCUAAGCAUCAUAUUUUGAUGCCUCGGAAGGUCUCGAGGAAGGUGAAAACCCAAGUCCCAAAGGUGCCAAAGCAGCCUCUGCUUCUCCAUCAUCUCCCUGUGACGGCAGUCCCAUCUCCCUCAAAGGAGAUCCCAGAGUCUGAGGCAGGGCUGACUAAAGAGCUGUCCACUGCCGGCAGUCCUCUGGAGUCACAGAUACCUGUCGAGGGCGUGGAGGGCCUUUCCCUGUCCCACCGGACCUUCGUGCCCCUACCUCCCAUCUGCUCCGAUUCCACCGUGCACAGUGAAGAGACCAUGUCCCACCAUAGUGACAGACCCGGCCGCCUCAGCCCAGAGCACCUAUCAGACGAGGACACCAAGAGCAUGGAGUCCAUAUUCUUGACCCAGGUGGGUGAGCUGCAUUCCUCCAUCCUCCGGAGGGAUGAUUCAGCCAUAAAGGAGGAAGAGCAAAGACCACCCCACACAGCACCCAGAGAGGUAAAGGGGGCUUGGAGGAAGCCCCCGACUUCCUCCCUCCCCAGCAAGUACCAUGGCUACGAGGAGCUGCUGACAGCCAAGCCUGAUCCAGCCUUUGUUGAGCCAAAGGGAAUCCAGAAGAACACGCAGGCCCUGCAGCGCAUGCUGAAGUGCCCGCUGCUGUGCCACUCCUCCAAGCCCAGGCUGGACACGCUUCAGAAACGCUACGUGCCCAAGAAGAAGCGGGCCCAGAGGAUCUCUGUUCCACCGCCACGGAAGACUCGAACCCAGCUGCUGGAUGACCUCCUCAUUCGCAUGCGGGAUCCCCGGAACAUUACAGAGGCUCCACUAGGAGCUGUCCUGCGCCAGCAGACUGAGCGGCGGCUGGUGAACCAGAAACAAUACCUGGAGGCCAAGCGGCUGCUGAAGGAGUUCCAGGCCCGCUACAGGCAGCUGGUGCACUGCUCACUGCGUACAGUGUUCAGGACUGCAGCGCCACCCCCGGGCCGCCCAGCCCUGAGCGAGGGCCAGCCUAGGUUCGGCCGCUUCCUCGAGUUCAUGGAUGAGUUCUGCCAGGGGCCCACGGCCAGCGACUCGAAAGGCUAAGGGCUGUGCACGGGGCCAUGUGCACUGCCCUGCCUGUGCCUGACACCCUCUCAGGGCUCUGUGCCCUGGAGCACAACUUGGGGCUGGGUGUGCCAGGUGCAGGCCUCAGAUCUUGGCCUGGCCUUGCUUGCUGGCCGCAGAGUGGGGAACUGGUCAGGACCUCCCCUCCCCAGGCUGGGCAGGACCCAGCACCUGGCCAAGCAGCAAUAAAGAACAGGUGCAUAUAGA